AUGGGACGCAGACACACUCUCCCCGCCAGCGAGUUUCGGUCCCUCAGCCCCGAAGACGCGAUCAGCGUGUUCGAGAUAGAGAGAGAAGCUUUCAUCUCAGUCUCUGGUGAGUGUCCUCUUCACCUGGACGAGGUGCGUCACUUCCUCACACUCUGUCCUGAGUUGUCUCUUGGCUGGUUUGAAGAAGGACGUCUGGUGGCUUUUAUCAUCGGUUCACUGUGGGACCAAGAGCGGCUUAACGAGGAUGCGUUGACCCUCCACAAGCCUCAUGGGAACUUUGUUCAUAUCCAUGUACUCGCUGUACACAGGACAUUCCGCCAACAGGGGAAAGGCUCCAUCCUGAUGUGGAGAUACCUGCAAUACCUCCGCUGUUUGCCACACGUGCAUCGUGCAGUGCUCAUGUGUGAGGAUUUCCUGGUUCCUUUCUACCAGAAAUCUGGAUUUAAGGUGCAGGGUCCCUGUGCGAUCACAGUAGGACCCCUCACUUUCAUGGAGAUGUUUUAUCUUGUCCAAGGUCAUGCCUUCAUGCGCAGAAACAGUGGAUGCUAA
Molecule: messenger RNA, 549 nt
Organism: Knipowitschia caucasica
Lineage: Eukaryota; Metazoa; Chordata; Actinopteri; Gobiiformes; Gobiidae
Source: the annotation of a GenBank genome assembly